Messenger RNA from Photinus pyralis (common eastern firefly), 4919 nucleotides. It is a transcript of the gene gig, whose product is annotated as tuberin. The transcript is spliced from 14 exons. The record is from RefSeq and is a predicted model, not a curated record. The coding region runs from base 156 to 4859 and encodes 1567 amino acids. Gene Ontology annotation, biological process: negative regulation of TOR signaling; positive regulation of GTPase activity; regulation of cell cycle. Gene Ontology annotation, cellular component: nucleus; TSC1-TSC2 complex; cytoplasm. NCBI's taxonomy places the organism in Eukaryota, Metazoa, Arthropoda, Insecta, Coleoptera, Lampyridae. Gene Ontology annotation, molecular function: GTPase activator activity.
UGAGACAAGGUCCGGCUCAAUCGGACAGUUUUCUGCAACUCAUUUAUGCAACUGAUUUUUAUGUUUAAGUAAAUCGCUCACGGUUUAAAGUUCUGUAAAGCAGAUACCGGAAACAUGGCGAGGUUAUACACGACUCUUUUUACUUUUGACAGGUGAUGCGGAACUUAUUGGGCACCCAUAUGGGUCACGCAUCUCUAUACACGAUGUGUCAAAUGUUGGAAGAACCGACUUUAAAGCAAGACAGUGGUCUGUUGCGAGGCGCCGUAUUUUUCAUUAACAUGGGCCUUUGGUGUACGCAUCCGAUAGUGAAUUUGAAGUGCCCUCCCAGUUCCGUGCUGCCGUCAAUUCAGCAAGCGGUGGAGUCGAACCAACCAAUCGUAACGUACGAGGUCAUGCUGAGCAUGCAAGGACUGAUCACUAAUCUUGGUUUACAACUUCACGAUCCGGAAUGGGACAUUAUUAUUACAAUUUUGUCGAUAAUAAUUCAUCAAAUUGAUGCAGCACCUGACGUUGCGCCAAACGUACUCGUGGCGAAUCAUUUACACGAAACGCUCAACACAAUCGAAAAUUACAUUGAGGUGGGAUCGUUUCACGGUUCGAUCGAUCAAUUUUAUGGCCUAAUUGGAGAAUGUUCGCUGGCGAGACCGGAAUCUUCGGUUUCGAAGUUGAUCUCAUAUUUGGCGCAGGAUAUAAUUCCCAUUAGGCAUUUAUGGUUUAGUAACCUUUAUAACUUGUUGCAAAAGUAUUAUCGACAAGAGACUAGAACCAAUGUUCGCCUGAAGACGCUAAGUGUUCUCUCAAAAGUGAUUAAAUUGAACAGAUAUGAAUAUGAGGACGAAUUAAUAGACAGAAUCGUGGUGCCACACCUAAUUCAUACCGCUGGCGAUCAGGAUCCAAUAAUACGCUCUGCCGUCGCCGAGUUACUGCUCGAUUUGUGUUACGACUGCGAAUCUAAAAGAUGCUUGGAGCUAUUAGAUAUCUUAGAGAAGCUGCUUCUGCGCCCCUACGAUCAAUAUUUAGGCGACAUAUCUGCGAACGAAGGAGACACGUCGGACAUGAAAAGCCUAGUGACUGGUUUAAUAAACGUUUUUGCUCAUAAGAUUUAUAGAUUGCCAUCCAUUCACGCUGUUAGAAUUUAUAUGAUGCUUGUUACAUUUCUCGAGCAUCACUAUAGCAAACCGAAGAUAUUUGAAGACUGUUAUCAUCUGCGAUACAAGAUACUGGAAUGUUUUCUAAAAAUGCGUGCGGAUUCGUUAUACCACGUUGGCUGUUCCGAUUCGAAUGGAAAGCUUAAGUACAGCGCAUACUUGUGUAUUACCUACAGUGGAACCGAGCGCGGACCAAUGGGUUCCCCUCCGCCAAUGUCACCCGCGGUUUCGCUUCCAGCCCCCUGCAUAAUCACAUACGUACCUCUUCGUCCCGCAUUCAAACUCAUUAUCACUUGCCUGAAACAGGAGAAAGAUUGGGAAGUCCUCCAAAUGGUACUGCAAGCUAUUCCGGUAGCUUUACAGAAUAAGUCGCUUAUUUUAACGAAGCAGGGAAAUAAUGAAGUUGAUUUGUUGGUUGACGCACUUUGUGCAAUGAUUACUGAUAGAACCUUAUUUUUACCGGACUCCCUACGAAACACGGUUAAGCCCAACAGAACGGACUUUCACAUAGCGGUACUGUUGGUCCUGGCGAGUCUAGCAUCCUACCACAGUUACUUAGAUCCCGUCCAUCAGCAGAAGAUGAUCCGUUGGCUAGUCAAGUACGGAUUGGUCCCCAGGUGCUCGCGCCAGUGCAUUGCGGCGUUAACCAUUUGCACUUUGGAAAUGAAAGAUGUUAUGGUCAAACUGCUGCCGGAAGUCCUACUGGAUUUGUCCAAAAUAUCGUCGACAGUUCACAUCGCGAUACCCGUUUUGGAGUUUUUGUCUACACUCACUAAGCUGCCCGACGUUUUCGCCAAUUUCGUCGGCGACCAGUACAUGGCAGUGUUCGCCAUCUCACUGCCGUUCACAAACCCCUUCAAGUACAACCACUACAUCGUGUCUCUGGCGCAUCACGUUAUCGCCGUCUGGUUUCUGAGCUGCCGACUGCCCUUUCGUCGCGAGUUCAUCACGUACAUCUCGAAAGGUCUGCAAACGAAUGUUCUGGUUCCGUUCGAGGAGGGUACCCUACGGACCGACCUGAGCAAGCUCAAUGAGGACAGUUCGAAUCGCAAACGCAGCUCUAGCCUGACGGAGCAGAGCUCGAGACGCCGCGAGCGGGCUAGUACGAUCGCCCGAUCCGAUGGCAAGGUCACGUUGGACUUUCGGCAAAUCAACGAUAGAACUCUGCAAACCUUCUAUGAGGAGCUAACGGAAACGUGUCAGGAUUUGAUGGCACGUUAUACGUUUUCGUCAUGCAGUGCACUACCUCGAAGAUCGCCUACGACAGAAUACAUACUAAGCGGUGGUCAUUCGACGACUUGGUUUCUGGGAAACAAACUCAUAACAAUAACGACAAGCGGCUGCACGCAAAAGGCGCUUAGAAACGGUCUGUGCGAUAAGUGCUUGACUAUGUGCAGACUUGACCGCCUAAAAUCGCCCGAUGUGGACCGUAACAUUCCGCUAGUUGGCCGAAGUAACAGUAGCGACAAGGACAAGGAUGACUCCAACAGUUCGCGCGUCACCAGACAGAAUUCGGGCGAGAAAUCCAAUAAUAACACGUCGACGAGCUCACCAUUGGAGGACAAUAAAGAGUUAACCGACAAGUUGGAGCAGUUACCUUCGAAGCUGCAACAGCUGAUGUCGAUCGACGGUAAACCGUCCGCGAAACAGGCUUGCGUCUGCUGGUGCCAAGGUUGGGCGGAAAUCUACGUGAGAAGAGCGACCGGUGACAUGUCGUGGAUUAUGCGAAUACAAAAUCAGCUCUCACAACAGCUUAACAUAUGCGAUUAUCCGCUGAACGAAAUCUUGACGUUAUUCACGCCCUCUGUACAGCAGUGCGCCGAAGAAAUGGAAUCGACUGACAAUCAAUGCCAAUCGGAGUCUGUCGAAACUGGAAACCCCGACGAGGAAUUCAGUUCCACCGCCAGUAUGCCCAUAAGCAUUCCAGGUUCUCCCUGUAAGCAAUCGCCGUCCAGGCAGAGUUCGCGCGACAGCAUAGACGAGGACAUGGAAAAUAUUUACGAGGACGGGAGUAAGUCGCGAAAUCCGGUACGAAGGUCUAAUUCAAGUCCGGAAAUGUCGUCCAAUUGGAAGAAUCCCUUCUUGCAGAAGCAGGAACGCGACCGUGACGAAUCGCGCACGCAAGACGAGGAGAAUACGAAGAAAAUGAAGACUUAUACAAAGGAUAUGAGAGUUAGCUGUGAGGCAAUUCCCGAAGAAAUAUCAGGAAUGGGAACCACACCUCCGUCUACUGAACCAGUAUCAAAUGCAAAGGAGCAACACCCAGCAUUACUCAGCUGUCACAGUUACCCUGGCUCGACUCCACCACCAGAUCAAACAGUCGCAUCAAAAGCUGCUCACACUGUGCCACCAUCACCAAACAUCAUACAUACAACGUCCCCGUUAACUCUGCCUAUAAUGCAAUCACAAAAUCCACGACUGUCGACCAUGCACUCCAGUUCCUCAAAAUCCUCCAAAAGCGAAUCGACGGAUAGCGUUAAUUCAGAGAAAGGCAUAGAAAGACCAACUUCCCUUUCGAGCCUUCCGAAUUUACCGCCUUUGUCCGCGAAGCCGCCGCAAAGUCCGACGCAAACCUCCCCGCGUCUGCCACGUCACGUGCACGCGAAAGACGGUCACGAGAUACAAAAGAGCUCAAGUCUCAAUCUGGAGCGCACGCAUUCCCUUAAGGGGAAAGAAAAAAAGAGCGGCAGCAACGAGAAACUCAACCAGCUCGAUCUAAGCCAAGGACAGAAGCGCGAUCGCGGCUAUACCAUUUCGGUCAUGAGCAACAUUCGCAAGCCGCGACUGGACAAUUUGCGUCACACUAUAUCGACGCGUCCGAAAGACGCGCCGAAAAGCGGUAACAUUCCCAGCUUCGUUUUUCUACAGUUGUACCACUCGGCGGAAUUCGGAAGUACGACCGAGAAACCGCUGCUCGUCACGUCGAGCCAGGUCGUGCAGCGCGCGGUUAAGGUGCUCGACUGCAUACCGCCCUACGAAACUCACAGGAUCGGCGUCAUCUACGUGCGAGAGGGACAGUGUAAUAACGAAACGGAAAUAUUACGAAAUCCUUACGGAUCGGUGCGUUACGUGAACUUCUUGCAAAACCUAGGCACGCUAAUUAAGCUGCAAGACGUCGAUCCGCAAGUCAUCUUCCUGGGAGGUCUGGAGCAAGACGGCAACGAUGGUAAAUUCACUUACAUAUGGCAGGAGGACGUCAUUCGUGUCGCCUUUCACGUUGCCACACUCAUGCCCAACAAGGACUCGGACCCGAACUGUACCAGUAAAAAGCUUCACAUCGGUAACAACAACGUUACAAUCGUGUACAACGAAAGCGGCGAUGAUUACAACAUUAACACGAUCAGAGGGCAAUUUAAUUUCGCCUGCAUUAUCGUGCAACCGUUAGAUCACAGCACUAAUAAGGUUACGAUCAAGAUAAAAGACGAGCUCAUCGAGCUGAUGGGAACUAGCGAACCUAAGAUUAUCUCCGACAAAAACGUUGCAAUACUUGCUCGUCAACUUGCGUUACAUGCUGAUUUGGCCUCUCUUGUAUCCCGAUCUUUGAAAAGCCAAUCGUCAGAUCCUUACGCUUCGAACUGGUUGGAACGCUUGAGAAAGAUCAAGAACGUACGUACGAAAAUUCUAGCUGAGGCUCCAAAGAAGGAAUCAGGGCCUGAUGAUGGGGUUACAAGACAGCCAAGGCGUAUGGAGGAUUUUUCUGAAUAUGCUUAAACAAUUGAUUAUUAUUAUGUUAUAUCUUUAUGUUGUUUUAAUUAUAAUUGUAUAAGACUU